CCUCGUGUCAACCAGCGAAAUAAAAUGGAGAAUUUCGUGUGAUUGUUGUUUUGCACAACAUAAAUCUCGCGUGCGGGUUGUCAAAAGUUUGUGUAUUUCGAUUUUUUAAAACCGGUCGAAAAGUGCGCUAAAGUGGCCCGGAACUCGGCCGGAACGCGACGGACUUGGUGCGGACCGGAACCGAUCGGGGAUUGGCUUACAAACGCCGUAGGAAAAAAGUGAAUUUGGCGGAGUUUGAUUUCUCGUUUUGGGGCCUACCUCUGAAAGAAGCAAAUCGCCACCAAGAGGCUUGCUUGGUUAAUGCUCUUCUGCUUUUGGCGGUGGGAGUGAAAAGGAAGGCUUCUCAAGAAUCCGGGAAAAUGCGGUUCUACCUGCUGUGACGGAAGACGGAAUUGCUGUUUUGCUCUGAGUCCAUUAUUACAUCACAGUGCAGAGGAUGCGAUUGGCAUCAUAGGUGUUUCGGAAGACUGAAUGGGAAUCGGCGCGAUAGUUGAAAUGCUUCCAGUUUCGGUUGUCGUUUUGGCGGUGGAAUGGGAAUGAGAUCGAACUCAAAUUGACGUGAGUGAGUGAGAAGGAUAAAGAGGGAUGUCUCAUCUAACGCAUCUUUGAUUCCUGAUUAUCUACCAUAAACGAAAGUGCAAUGUAUGAAAGACAUAGCUUAAGGAUGCCUAAUGCAAGUGCAGUGCGUAAAAGUUGAUUGAAAUAGACAUACAAGUUUUCAUACCCCGUAUCUCGAAAAGUGUUGCAAAUAUUCAAGAAAUAAUCCAAACGAACAGUCCGCGUCUGAAUUGGUGGAUGGGUAGUGGAUUUUGACAGACCGCGGACCAGAAUGAAGGAGAUGGUCGGUGGUUGCUGUGUUUGCUCCGAUGAUCGGGGAUGGUCGGAGAACCCUCUGGUCUAUUGCGACGGUCAAAGCUGUGCGGUGGCCGUUCAUCAGGCGUGCUACGGAAUUGUGACGGUCCCGAGUGGGCCUUGGUACUGCCGGAAGUGUGAAAGUCAAGAACGAUCUGCUCGAGUGCGGUGCGAGUUGUGUCCCUCGCGAGAUGGCGCCCUCAAGCGAACCGAUAACCUAGGCUGGGCUCAUGUGGUCUGCGCAUUGUACAUUCCGGAGGUGCGAUUCGGGAACGUGACCACAAUGGAACCCAUCAUAUUGCAGUUGAUUCCGCAAGAACGGUAUAACAAAACAUGCUACAUUUGUCAGGAAAUGGGAAAAGGUUCCCGAUCGACGGCGGGCGCUUGUAUGCAGUGCAACAAAUCCGGCUGCAAGCAGCAGUUCCACGUGACGUGCGCCCAACAGCUGGGGCUACUCUGCGAAGAAGCUGGCAACUACUUGGACAAUGUCAAGUAUUGCGGCUACUGUCAGCAUCAUUACAGUAAAUUGAAAAAGGGCGGCAACGUCAAAACAAUUCCACCGUACAAACCUAUCAGCCACGAAACUAACUCCAGCGAUGGGCCGUCGUCGCCUGAGAAAGAACUUGAACCUCCCGUCACCCAACAACACCCCGGUAGUGGAGGCGGUAUGGGUGGCAGUGGAAGUAGCGGGAUGAAGUCUAACAAUCGCCUCCCAGAACCUCCAGGAGGUUCCUCUUCGGCGUCAUCAUCAUCCAAGCAGAGGAAGUCAUCUAGCGCAUCGAAGGGUUCGACUAGUUCCGCUUCCACGUCGGUAUCUUCCGCCACAGUCGUCAGCACGAUCAGUGGAAGCAACAGCAUGGUCAGUCAAUCGGGCACCUCUACUGGAACAGCAGGAAUCUCUAGCGUGAACUCUGGAACCCCCAGUAGUAGUGCCCUAGGAGUACCCACCGGAAAAACGAGUUCAUCCUCUUCUAGCACCAGCAGCAAUAAGGAUAAGGAUAAAUAUAGCAAAAAUGUAAAUAAGGUAUCCAGUACAAACAAAAGUCACGACAAAGAGCCAUCCUCAUCCACGUCAUCGACAUCUUCUUCGCAAAGGGACAAGAGCUCCAAGUCGUCUAAAUCUGGCGGCACCAUUGGAAGCACUGGAAGCAGUAGCAGUACUUCAGGUGGUCUAGUAUCGUCAGUUGGCAAUGUGGCGAGUUCCAGUUCUACCCUGGGAGCAGCUUUCCCUAAAGAAAACGACUUUGCAUCGCUAUCGGCGGCCAAUUCUGCUGCGUCAACGAUGCCUUCUAGUUCAAUCAAGCAACAGGAAGCCGUAACAAGCAGAUCCGAUAAAACAUUAGCUCAAAUUUCCUCGGCCGCUGCAUCUUCAGCUCGCACUUCAUCCCUCUCGCCUGCUGACAUUCCCACAACACUCAUCAUCAAACCUCCUCACGACCAUACGGGUAGCAACAAAGACCUUCUGUCGAAAGAAGCCAUCGCCAAGUUCACCACGUCCAACUUCACUGAAACUAUCGUCGUCAAUUCGGAUUCGGUGUUCGGAAGCAGUAGCACAACAACCAACACUAGUGGUAUCAGUACUUCAAAUGCUGGCUCUACUACAGUAUCAACGGCCAACAUGUCGAACACUAUGGGCUCAUCCUCUGGUCCAACUUCAGUGAUCGAAACGGGAGCCAGUAAUACUGCCAACAAAGUCAACGUGUCCGCAGGCAGCUCGUAUUCCGGUGCCGGAUCGAGCGUAGCUAAGAAGAGAAAAGCCGAUGCAAGAUCUACGCCAACUUCUAUAUCCAACCUUGAUAUCGACAUCAACCGUCCCUCCCAUUUCAGUGACUUGAUCAAGGAUGUCGCAGUCUCGCUUGUGCCAUUGCCACUGAACAAGAACGAUAACAUAGAUCCGGCUGCAUUGAGUAGCAUCGAGAAAAAUAUCAAAAAGACAAGACGAACUUCGCAAGUUGAGCGACUUGAAAAGCCCACAAAAAAGAAAGGGAAAAGUAAGCCCAAGCCUAGACGAACUUCGCGAGUUGAAAAGCCGGCAAAGAAGAAAGGGAAAAAUAAGUCUAAGGCUAAAACGGAACCGAGUUCUCCUCAUCAGCCAACCAGUGGUGACCCGAACAUACAAAACGUUAGUCCCAAUCUGAUUCAGUCCCACACAUCGAACAUCAUCUCAUCUUCUGCAAAACAUCAGCAGCAGCCGAAUUCACCACAGCUUCAGCCGCAAACACAGCAACAGCAGCAGCAACAACAACAGCAACAGCAGCAAGGCCAACAGCAUACGCCUAGUCUUGUGGUAUCAGUUCCCUUGUCGACAGCUACCGUACCUGGUGUAAAUUUACCUGCCAAUAAUAGUGGUGGUGGUGGUGGUAACAGUAGCAAUAGCUCUACUAGCGCAAGUAAUAAUGCUCCCAACAGUAGUAGCGGCAUCAGCAACACAUCGACCAUCGUGUCGCCGGGCCAGAUGCCGCCAGGAUCUAGUCUGUACCAACAGCUAACACAGCGAAAUAGCGAUCAACUAAUGAAUGUAACCCCAAACCGAGCGAGUCCGGUGAUACAACAGCAGUCUAGCUCGUCGUCGAGUCACGUAAUACAAAAUCCUGCCCACUCGAUGCUGGAACGUCAGUCACCGUCAAUGCGAUCAUCCCCUGCCAUCAUUUCUAGCGCUGGUUCGCACCUACCACAACAACCGCAGCAUGUUUUCUCGAGCGGAGGGCUGGAACUGACCGCCAGCAGUCUCUCGUCCAAUGUGUCCGUACUACAAAGUGUCUCGCCCGUGCCGAUGAGUGCCAUACAGAGUACCUCAUCGUCGCCCAUCAUACCGGGAGGUGGCGACGGUGGUCUCAAGAUUUCGUUCGAGAAACAAGUUUCGGUUUCGCGGAUAACGGCCCUCCAGGAAGAGGAACUAUCCGGCAGGAGAUCGAGAUCGCAAUCAAGAGAUCGUGGUGGUGGUACCGGAAACGGAGGCAGCGCUGGUGGUGGCAAAACGCGUACAUCUAAGAAACGCUCUAUGCAGCAUCAUCAGCAGCCGCAGCGGUCUUCACCUUCGACCGCCACAGGCCCAUCAACCACUUCCUCUUCCUCGACCGCAAGCAGUGCAAUCUAUGCUAAUGAAUCCACCACCAGCACCACCGCCAAUCGUAGCUCGACGCCUAGCAAUAGUCACAGCAGUAGCCAUCUGAAUGCUAGUAACAAUAACCAGCUUAAUCCUAACAGUAGUUCCAGUAAUUCUAGUCAUACUAACCCGGCCAAUGGUAAUGGUAGUAACAGUUUGCUGCCGACGUCGGUCGGCGAACCGCCUAUUCAACCCCAUGCGGAAAAGUUGUUGUCCCAAGUAGCUUCUUCUGCCUCGAACACCGCAAAUACAUCCGCUUCCAAUUUUUCGUCCCUUACGACUUCCGCUAUCACUUCCGGUACUCAUGUCAUUGAAACGGUCGGCAUGGUGUCUGUAUCUAAUUUCCAAAGCAACCAAGCUACUACCGGCGGUCAAUCACAACCCCAUUUGGCAACAGGUGGCGGCACCGGUACCGGUAAUACCAACCAAACCGGCAGCAACAAUAGUAGUAGUCUUACUGCCGGCACCAGCACAGAACACGGUCACGGCACUCCCAGUAGCAAUAACACCAGUAGUAACAGUAAUAACGCUGUGGUGGUCACACACACCAGCAAGAAGCUAAGAUCGUCGCAACCAUCGGCUGAAAUACCCUCGCCAUCUAAUUCCAGAACACCAGAUAAUAGCUUCGGUUCCAGUUCUUCAUUCGGCGGCGGAGGAGGACUCAAAUUCUCCUACGAAGCGCAACCCGGAACCAAUCCAACAAGCAUUGGCGCAACGUCGACCAUUAUCACAUCGCAAGCAAUGGUCAAAGAAUCUCCGCCCAGUUCACCGGGUUCCGAUUCAGGCAUGGCGAGAAGCAACAAACGCAAUCGAAAGUUGUCGACGAACUCAAAUGCAGCUCUCGGAGCUCCUGAAGCCAAGGAGAGCAAACUAUUCCAGAAUGGAGUUGUACACGCUACCCACAUGUUAGGUAAUCAACUGAAUCCGAACAGUAGCGUAGCGCAGAAGAUGUCCGAUCAGUUGAGCAUGGAGCUAGAAACGCAUUCGUUUGUCGAAACGGCGCCACAAAUCGUGGGACCUCCCUUCCCAGGCAAAAGUCAAGCGGCAAGAAGCAGUACCAGUGCGCCGGUAGCCAGUGGGCCUUCGCUGAGUUCGAUGCUUGCCGGGGGAGGCACAGCCACUGCCAAUGGCAAUACACCUCAGAGUUUGGAACAGCUGCUGGAACGGCAAUGGGAACAAGGAUCUCAAUUUCUAAUGGAACAAGCUCAACACUUUGACAUUGCGUCACUGUUGUCCUGUCUACAUCAACUUCGAAGCGAAAACAUUCGGCUAGAAGACCACGUUAACAACCUAGUAGCAAGGCGGGACCAUCUGCUAGCUGUGAAUGCCCGAUUGGCCAUCCCUCUGAACCCCACAGCGAUGAGUGGUAUUGGACUUGGUGGUGGCGGCGGUGCCGGUAGUAGUAGUGGUGGAGGAGGAGGGGGUGGCCCGGGUAACACUGGAGGUCCCGGUUCUGCGAGCGGAAGUGGACUUGGUUCUGCUGGAUCUCAAGGUCAAUUUAAUAAUAUGCACGGCAAUGGACCACACGAAUCUGCAGGCAGCAGCUCGUCUAAUCCCUCUGUUUCGAGUAGAAGUAGUCGAAUUCAGCAACAUCAAUCCCAACAGCAGCAAGCACAGCCACAUUUCAGCAGUAGCACUGGCAACCAAAUACCACUGGAAAAUGGUAUUGACUUCCGGCAUUCAAAUUCCUCCCACCAAAACACCUCAAGUUCGUCAAUAAGACAUCACUCUCCAUCGAACCAAUCUUGUCCGCCUCCAUCGAACUCAUCUAGUCGUCAGCCAUCGUCAUCAUCCAGUAGUGGUGUAUCUUCAGAACAACCUGCCUCACAUUCCCGUUCAAGCCGUGGCAGCAGUGCUAAUAACACCAGUGGAAACAACGCAACAUCGUCCUCAGUUUAUCAGGCGCAGCAGCAAACGAUUUACAACACCGCACACCAGAUUCCACUCUUGUUGGAGCACCACCAACAGGAGCACCAUUCCCAACAGCAACAGCAAUCGCAACAAGCGCAUCACCUACGGCAAACAUCUCCAACCGUCUCGUCACGUUCCCACCAGUCUCACUCGGCACGUGCAGCAGGCGGCAAUCCAUCUGCCUCGUCACAUUCCCACCAUCCUGGUCCACAUUCCCAUCACCACCCCUCGUUGGUCUCCGCACCUCAACGGCAGCGACAUUAGGUCAGGCUAGUCUUUGUAAGUAGUAAGCUUUGAGGAAAUCUAACGGUGAAUGACAGUAUGGCACCCUUAUUUAAGUACAAAUUGAUCAUAAACACUGAACCGCACGCCACGAAAGUAAAGAAAAAGAGCACACCGAUGCUACACUGAAA
Messenger RNA from Aedes aegypti (yellow fever mosquito), 6282 nucleotides. RefSeq names its product protein AF-10 (gene Alh). The record is from RefSeq and is a predicted model, not a curated record. Gene Ontology annotation, biological process: regulation of transcription by RNA polymerase II. The transcript has 16 exons. The coding region runs from base 830 to 6133 and encodes 1767 amino acids. Gene Ontology annotation, molecular function: histone binding; nucleosome binding. NCBI's taxonomy places the organism in Eukaryota, Metazoa, Arthropoda, Insecta, Diptera, Culicidae. Gene Ontology annotation, cellular component: nucleus.